AUGAAUAUGAGUCUGAAUGGCGUUUGUCUUUUUCCGGAUAUGAAAGAUUGGUUACGAUCCGAUUUUGAAGAAGAUCCAGUCGUCGAGCCAAAACCAAAAUCGACUGCGGCGAAUGCCUCGGCAGCAAUUCGUAGAGAAAAACAACUUGAAGCUGAAGCGGCAGCAGCUAUUGCAGAUAGUUCAUCAAUUAUCGAAAAGUAUAAAAAUGACUCAAAUACCACAAUUUUAAUCGAAGAUACUCUUCCGAUCGACGAUAAUGAAGCUGUAACAGAAAUAAAAGUUGAGAGUGAAGAUGUUUCCGAUGCAAUUCAACAAUUAAAAAUGAUUGAUGACAACAUUAGUGAUAGUUACGACGAUCUUAGUGAUCUUAUUGAAAAAAUGUAA
Molecule: messenger RNA, 384 nt
Organism: Adineta ricciae
Lineage: Eukaryota; Metazoa; Rotifera; Eurotatoria; Adinetida; Adinetidae
Source: the annotation of a GenBank genome assembly